Molecule: messenger RNA, 780 nt
Organism: Cucurbita moschata (crookneck pumpkin)
Lineage: Eukaryota; Viridiplantae; Streptophyta; Magnoliopsida; Cucurbitales; Cucurbitaceae
Exons: 4
Coding region: 117-506 (129 amino acids)
Biological process (GO): intracellular protein transport; endoplasmic reticulum to Golgi vesicle-mediated transport
Cellular component (GO): endoplasmic reticulum; endoplasmic reticulum membrane
Source: RefSeq, a predicted model, not a curated record
AUAUUUAUUUCUUCUUUACUAAGAAAAGCAAAAAUAAAAGGAAAAAGAAAAUUGGACCGAGGGAGAAGAAAGAGGGCGUCGAAGACAAAGAGAAGAAGCAAGGCAUUUGAUCGAAAAUGGCGUUGCAGUGGGUGCUAUUGGCUUAUACGGUGGCGGUGGAGGUUGCCGUCGCCAUUCUGCUGACGAUUCCUUCACCCAAGCUGCUCAAGAAACGCAUCGUCUCUCUGAUUUCACUCAUUCUUCAACCUGCACUCUUCGUCGUGCCCUUCGCCGGCUUUCAGAUUCUAGAUAUAUACUGGAAGAAUGAGCAUCGGUUGAAGUGCACAUCUGAGAUAUGCACUGCUUCUGAGAGAGAUCGAUAUGAGAAAACCAACUAUAAAGCUCAGAGGAACGUGAUUCUAUGUGUUUGUGCAUGCCUCCUCUACUGGUGUAUCUAUCGCAUUUGCAAGUAUAACCAAGAGAUUGAAAGAUUGGAGGAGGUAGAAAAGAGAUACAAAGAGCAGUAGAUUUCAGGAAGUGUGAAAUCCUGUUACAUGUGGUAAUGGUUUUGAUCAUUUCAAUACUUGAAUCUUUGUUUGUACUCGAGUAUGAGAAGUAUAACAUUAUUAGAACACCAUAACUUUGCUGGUUUAGCUUGGUCAAGUUUUAAGCUCUAUGGACAAACUUUUUUUUUUCUUUUUGCCUUUUACUACAACUGAAAAGCGAAGGUAGAUAUGAUUUUGUACCUCAUCAUAGAGUCACUGCCGUUGGAUUAAUGAGAAUAAAUCAAAUUUUUAAGUA